GCAUCGCGUGCCACUCAAAGGCAUCGGAAAAUGCAUGUCAGUGUGCAAAACAUGGAACACCAUGAUCAAGAGCCACACCUUCAUUUCCUCACACCUUCAACACUCUCUCUCCAACAACCCUCUGUUCCUUAUUCGCGAUUUAACCCUCUCCAACCAGGAGCAGUACUCUCUCUGUUCUUCUUCCUUCCGCAUAAUCUCAAAUCCUCAAUACUCAUUCUCCCUUCCUAGCAAUAAAUUCCUCAGCUUCGUUGGCUCCUUAAACGGCGUCGUUUGCCUCUACGACAACAACAACUCCAACUACAUUGAUAAUAUCAUCCUCUGGAACCCUUUGAUACGUAAACACCUCCAACUCCCAACGCCAAUUUUCACUUCCGAAACAUUGGGUGAAUUCUACACGUUUGCUUUAGGGUUAGGGUUUGAUUCCAAGAGGAACGAUUUCAAGGUGGUGAGGGUUUGUUAUGAUUUGAAUGGCAGAGCUGUUCCUCCUAAGGUUGAGUUGUAUUCCCUCAACGAUGGUGCUUGGAGAGUCAUCGAUGCUUCGUAUCUCGAAUUAAGGGUGAUUCAUUGCACGAAACAGUUGAUUUUUCAUGGGAAUGUGCAUUGGCUUGCCUACAAGGUCACAGAGGGUGAUCCUUAUGGAUGUAACUGUAUAAUGAUGUUCAAUGUGGAGAAGGAGAUGUUCAAUGAGAUGAAGCUUCCAGAGGAGUUGGGUACUGUAUCGUCCAACAACUUGGCCAUUUCUGUGAUUGAUGGUUGGCUCUCGGUAAUAGAGUACUCUUCGUUUCGAUCGUAUGGAAAUACUAGAUGUGACAUAUGGAUGUGCAGAGAGGAGUCAUGGAGUAAGAUUUACUGUGUUGAUUUAGAGAGAGGGUUUACAGAGCUAUUAGGAUUAAGCACACUUGAUGAGGUUUUACUGGUCCCAUUCAUAUCCUCAUAUAGAAGAAUGAUGUCCCUGCGUUCCUUUGAUCUCAUUAGCCUAGAGAUGAAGGAUAUUGGGAUCCAAAUUACUGGGAAAGGUUUAUGUGCCAGUGAUUUCACGGAGAGCUUGGUUUUACUUGACAAAGAAAGCAAUGCUGCGGUUUCCUUGUGGGAGCAUGAUGAUGAAUGGGUCUCAAGAGACUGAAAGCGAAAAAGAAAAGAAAAUUGAUGAUGAAUGGGGGGAAGCACUGGAUUGAUAGAAACGAAGCAAUAGAUAUUAGGAAGUUUGAAUUAUCAGACCACUCUACUUAAAGGAUUAGUGAGGACCUGAUAGCCUGUUCUAAGUCAUAUAUUAACCAAUGUUAAGAUGCUUACCAAGUGAGUAGCAGAAAAACUGCAGAAACAAGUGCUCAUGUUUAUUGAUUAUAUAUGAUGUACUGCUUUUAUUUUGUCAGUUCUAUAUUUGUUACAUUUGAGUUGAGUUUGUGAACUAGACUUGAUGCCUGAUGCUCUCCGGCAAGUAUACCGAUC
Molecule: messenger RNA, 1449 nt
Organism: Gastrolobium bilobum
Lineage: Eukaryota; Viridiplantae; Streptophyta; Magnoliopsida; Fabales; Fabaceae
Product: F-box/kelch-repeat protein At3g06240-like
Exons: 3
Coding region: 35-1123 (362 amino acids)
Source: RefSeq, a predicted model, not a curated record